Prorocentrum cordatum is the source of this 928-nucleotide messenger RNA. NCBI's taxonomy places the organism in Eukaryota, Dinophyceae, Prorocentrales, Prorocentraceae. The record is from the annotation of a GenBank genome assembly.
GGGGGAGGAGGGGCCAGGGCGAGCCCAGGCCCUCGACGCCGACGACAUCGGGAUGACGCCGCUCAUGUUCGCCGCCCAGGCCGGCUCGGAGGCCUGCGUCCGAAGACUUCUGGAGGCCGGCGCGCACCCGAACGCGGUGGACGAGGAAGACCUGUGGGCCUCACUGCACUUCGCGGCCAAGGAGGCCCACCUCGGGGUGUGUGGCCUGCUGCUGGAGGCCCGCGCGGACACGAGGGCGCUCAACUGCGACGACCACACCGCCCUGCAGGUCGCGCAGAUGGAGGAGGCUGCCGCACGGCCAGGCUCAUCGAGCAGAGGAGGUCGAGCGGCGACCAGGGCAAGCGGCAGCCUGGGUGAGGGCCGCUGGGCACUCCGCCGGUCUCUCUCUCGGGUCGAGCGCCCCUGCCGGAGAGGAAGGGAAGGAUCCAUGACGCACCUCUCGAUCCUGCCUAUUGUUGCUUCGCGCCCUCAGAGAAUUGAAGUGCUCCCAACGCUGCCGCGAAACCAACGCAGGCGGCGCUGUUGGGGCUUCGACUGCACGAAAGAGUAUCCCUUCGCCGGAGUGGCCGUCGGCGCGGGCUCACCGGCCCCCCCCGGUCGCCGAGCGCGAUCCGAGAGUGGCUGUUUGCGCGCAUGGAUUUCGCCAUUUGGCGUCACUCUUGCCUAGGGUCACUUUUGCGUGUAGCCGAGGGCUGGCCUCCAGGAUAACGCACUGCGCGCGUGUUGGAAAAAGGUCCCUCCGGACCCCCCUUUGGCGCCGGACCUCUCGGCAGACUCGUCCCGAGCAGGUCCUCCCAUCUGCUCGGUACUGCCUGCCACAGCACCCUCGUCAAGCAGUGGCGAAGCGUCCUGGCUUGCCCACAGGCCCACCAAAGAAUGUCCUAAGAACCUUUCGCGGUUCGCGCGACACGUUCUAAGAACUUGGCUG